CGCCCCUGGUCAUAUGCAAUUUGGGAAUCUAUCCAGGCAUGGUUCGAUAGCGGUAUCAAGAAACUUGGCGUGAAAAACUGCUAUUUUCCCAUGUUUGUCAGUAAUGCGGCGUUGGAACGAGAAAAGACUCACAUUGCCGACUUUGCUCCAGAGGUUGCUUGGGUAACGCGAGCUGGCUCGUCUGAUUUGGCUGAACCUAUUGCUAUCCGACCUACAUCGGAAACUGUAAUGUAUCCAUCGUACAAGAAAUGGGUGCAAUCGCAUAGGGAUUUACCCAUUAAACUCAACCAAUGGUGUAAUGUCGUUAGGUGGGAGUUCAAACAUCCAACCCCAUUUUUGAGGACUCGCGAAUUUCUUUGGCAAGAAGGUCACACUGCUUUUGCUAAUGCAGAAGAGGCAGAACAGGAAGUAUUCCAAAUACUCGAUCUCUAUGCUGCUAUUUAUACUGAUCUCCUGGCUAUUCCUGUUGUGAAAGGGAGAAAGAGUGAGAAAGAAAAAUUCGCUGGUGGAGAUUUCACGACAACCGUCGAGGCAUACGUUCCUUGUAAUGGGCGAGGUAUCCAAGGAGCAACGUCUCAUCAUCUCGGGCAGAAUUUCUCGAAAAUGUUCGACAUAUCGUUUGAGGAUCCAGUAACUGGUGGAAAGGCGUAUGCAUGGCAGAACUCAUGGGGUUUGUCUACUCGGACGAUUGGAGCUGUGGUAAUGAUCCAUGGAGAUGAUAGUGGUCUUGUUCUUCCUCCAAGGGUGGCGGCUAUUCAGGCAAUUAUUCUGCCAGUGGGCAUCACUCGAAAAGAACUUAUAGACACAGCAGACCGAUUGGCCAAGUCCCUAGUGAACGCUGAUAUAAGAGCGGAAGCCGAUCUGAGAGAAAAUUAUUCACCUGGUUGGAAGUUUAACCACUGGGAACUGAAGGGUGUACCCAUUCGACUCGAGGUUGGUCCCAAGGACUUGGCUGCAAAUCAAGUUACGGCUGUGUUGCGAUACAAUGGUAAGAAACUAGCCAUAAAGCAGGAAGAGCUCGUACCCGAAAUCAAACGGCUGUUGGAAGUGAUCCAUGCUGAAAUGUAUAACAAAGUGCUGGCUGCUCGUGAUGCUCACAUGCAAACUUGCUACGACUUUGAAAAGUUCAAGCAAUUGCUGGAUGAGAAAUUCAUCUUAUUGUCACCAUUCUGCGGUGAUAUGGCGUGUGAAGACGAGAUCAAGAAAGCUAGCACACGAGAAGAUGCCGAUGCGGGUGCAGCUCAAAUGGGAGCAAAAACCUUAUGCAUACCGCUGGAGCAGCCAAAGGAAAAACUUCCUGACCAAUGUCUUUUCCCAUCGUGUAAGAACAAACCUAAAUUCUUUGCUCUUUUCGGUCGCAGUUAUUAG
This is a messenger RNA of Haemonchus placei, 1368 nucleotides long. NCBI's taxonomy places the organism in Eukaryota, Metazoa, Nematoda, Chromadorea, Rhabditida, Trichostrongylidae. The record is from the annotation of a GenBank genome assembly.